This is a messenger RNA of Drosophila sechellia, 1507 nucleotides long. RefSeq names its product Serpin 55B (gene Spn55B). The coding region runs from base 299 to 1423 and encodes 374 amino acids. Gene Ontology annotation, molecular function: serine-type endopeptidase inhibitor activity. Lineage: Eukaryota; Metazoa; Arthropoda; Insecta; Diptera; Drosophilidae. The transcript is spliced from 2 exons. The record is from RefSeq and is a predicted model, not a curated record.
ACUAUACAUCCAUGGCUAUUUAAAGAACGCCUGAUUACUUUAUGUUUUUGGGAUGAACCCGGGGAUGUCCCCAAGGUUGCUAGAUGAGGAAAAUGAUGACGCCACCACUUCGCUUCGAUUGUUUUGAUAAUAUUUUGGCUGUGACUCAUUCGCCGGCUGGCCGAUGGCUGUUUUCACUUUUGUUGUGGCCCCGAACGGCAUUUAAGGCAUUCCGGUGUAGACAGCAGACCAGAGAGCAAGCACACGCAGUUCCGCGAUUACGCAGCACACCCACAAUUACUCAGUUCAGUCCGUCAAUAUGUUCGACUUCAAUUUGGAAUUUGCGCGUGGAGGUGCCCGUUUUACCAGCGAGCUUUUCCAGCUUUUGAGCGCUGGCGGGCUCAAGGAGAACGUCGUCUUCUCGCCCUUCUCCAUCCAAACUUGCAUUGCCCUGGCCUUUGCCGGAUCGCAGGGUGAAACCGCCGACGAGAUCGCCAAGGCACUGCACUUCGUCUCCAACUUUCCGCCGGAGGUGGCCCAGACGUUCCAGUUUGUGCUGGAGAAGUACCGCAACAGCAACCUGUUGCGCGUGGCCAACAAGCUGUACGUGCAGGAGGGCAAGCAGCUGAAGCCCGCCUACCAGUCGGCCAUCAAGGAGCAGUAUCAUUCGGAGGCGGAGUCCAUUAACUUUGCGCUCAGCGAUGCCGCCGCCCAGGCCAUCAAUGCCUGGGUGAAUGCCAAGACUCAGGGCAAGAUUACGGAGCUGGUCAGCGCGGACUCGUUGUCGGACAACACCAGGCUGGUCCUGCUCAAUGCCCUCCACUUCAAGGGCAGCUGGGCGCACAAGUUCAGCGAGGAGCGCACCGAGGAGGAUAUCUUCUGGGUGGGCGAAGAGGAGCAGGUUAAGAUCAACUACAUGAACCAGAAGGCCAAGUUCAACUAUGGCUACUUCGAAGAUCUUGGCUGCACUGCCCUGGAGAUGCCCUACCAGGACUCUGACCUCUCCAUGUUCGUGCUGCUGCCGCAGGAGCGGACAGGCUUGUACGCCGUAGCCGAGAAGCUCAAGACUGUGAACCUGGUGGAUUUGGCCGACAAGUUGACCGUGGAAGAGGUCCAUGUCAAGUUCCCCAAGUUUAAGGUGGACUACUCCCUGGAAUUGGCCGAGAAACUGAAGCAGCUGGGCAUCACGAAAAUGUUUACGGACGAAGCUGAGUUUGGCAAUCUGCUGGAAUCCCCCGAGGGCAUCUUUGUGUCCAAGGUGCUGCACAAGGCCACCAUCGAGGUGAACGAGGAGGGCACGGAGGCGGCGGCUGCCACCGGCAUGAUCAUGAUGACUCGCAUGAUGACCUUCCCGCUGCAGUUCCAGGCGGACCGGCCCUUCCUCUACGUCAUCUGGAACAAGAAGAACAUCCUCUUCGCCGGCGCCUUCGUUAAGGCUGCCUAAAAGCCUAAUUCUCACUCCUUUUGUAUGGUUUGUAUUGUUGUUGAAAAGUAUUUUUAAAUAAAUAAGCGCUCCAUGACUAAGUUA